CAUUUGCCUGCACCUGCAGGCAGAGGUACUUGUACAUUUUUUAAAUCCUUCCAUGCGUCGAGCGAUUAGCUAUGAUAAACUCGAAACCAAGAGCUUUUGUUUUUAACCAAGUGGUGCGCGAUCAUCGUGGAUAAUAUAUUUUCUUAACAAUCGUGAAAGAGAAAAAAAAUCGGCGAGCAACGAUGUUCAUCUUCCUCAGCAAGAAGAUCGCGAUACCGAACAACGUCCACCUAAAUUGCAUAGCAUGGAAUCAGAAGCAGGGCUACAUCGCGGUCGGUGGCGAGGACGGUAUGUUGAAGGUCGUGAGGGCCGAGUCGAGCGCUCAGACAUCCGACGCCUCGUCGCAGAGCAACCGAGCAGGUGUCAAGACGGCAGUGACCAACAGCAGCAACCUCAGCAUGAACCAGACCCUCGAGGGACACAACGGACAGGUGCAGGUGGUCACGUGGAACGAGGAGCACCAGAAGCUUACCUCGAGUGACCAGAAUGGGGUGAUAAUAGUCUGGAUGCUGUACAAGGGCUCCUGGUACGAGGAGAUGAUCAACAACAGGAACAAGUCGGUCGUGCGGGGCAUGGCCUGGAGCCCCGACGGCCAAAAGAUAUGCAUAGCCUACGAGGAUGGGGCUGUGAUCGUUGGCUCGGUCGAGGGCCACAGGCUCUGGGGCAAGGAGCUCAAAAAUGUCUACUGGACGGCCGUACAGUGGUCCCCGGAUGCCAAGUACCUGCUCUUCGGCUCUAGGAACGGCGAGGCCCACCUGUACGACGACCAAGGCAUCUUCCUCACGAAACUCGAGAACCUUGCUGACUCUCUGCCCCAGACCAUCAUCGCGAUCCAUUGGUACGACGGUAAGCAGGGCCACACGGCGGUCGAUUGUCCGGUGCUGGCCGUAUGCUUCCAGAACGGCAGGCUGUGCCUGUUACGGGACGUCGGCGAUGAUUUACCCAUCGUCGUCGAGACGGGCCUGUCCGUGGCUUCGUGCAACUGGAACACCUAUGGCUCGGUGUUAGCUGUCGCUGGAGUUGCCACGGGGGAUGAUCGGAGGUUGACCAACGUCGUGCAAUUCUACUCGGCAUUCGGAGAACAUCUAAAGACACUCAAGGUCCCGGGCAAGAGGGUUAGCGGCUGCAGCUGGGAGGGUGGCUCCCUCCGCGUCUGUCUCUCGGUGGACUCCAAUAUAUUCUUCGCCAACAUCCGGCCGAGCUACAAGUGGGCCUACUUCAGCAACACGGUCGUUUUCACGGACGAGCGGGUCAGCAAGGACGGGAUUUGCAUUACCUUUUGGGACACGAAAAGCAACGCCCGGUACUUUAAGUACGUGAGGUCAUUGGUGGCCGUGGCAGCCCACGGCGAGCACUGCGUCCUCUUGACGGGGUACGGGCCCGUUAAGAGCAGAGAGGAGGGUUACAUGUUGCUCGUCUGCAACGCCAUAUCGACGCCCGUGGAUACCAAGUACCUGCAGGAUAUAGAGCCGGCUUGGGUUGCCAUAAACAGUGGCACGGUCGUCGUGGCAUCCCGUACUGGCUUUCUGCUUUGGAACUUCAGGGUACCCAAGAACUCGGCCCUCAACGCCGCUGCGGGGGCCAAGCUGCGCAAGGACAGGACGUAUCACGUGGACGACACGCCGACAGGCGUGAACGAGGUCAUCCGUCAGGACCUGGAGUCACUCGCAGACAGCCCAGCCGCUCAGGGUUACAGUAACAAGGACACCAGCGACCCGAUAUGUGGCCUCGCCAUUACGGACCAGGUGCUGCUGGUGGCCCGGAACUCGGGCAUGGUACAGCAGUACUCUCUGCCCCAGGUCACGCUGGCUAGGCGCCACGCGACCGGGCACGCCAAGCCCUCCAAGCUCUUCAUCAACUGCGACUCUACGCGGGUGGCGAUGAUUGACGGCCAAGACGUUUUGAGACUGCUUGACUUGACCAACACUGGUAGCGGCAUCAGGAGAAGGGAUGACGAAGAGGAAAGGUUAUCGAAAUUUGAGAGAAAAGACGCGUGGGCGGUCUGUUGGGCACAGGACAAUCCAAGGCUCGUAGCGAUCCUCGAGAAGAGUCGGAUGUACGUGUUUCGCGCCUUCGAGCCCGAGGAGCCGAUCACCAGUUCGGGCUAUGUCUGCUGCUUCAAGGACUUGGAGAUUCGCUGUGUCCUGCUGGACGAGCUCGUACGCAAUCCCGAGGGCGCUCGAGCCGAGCUGUUGGUCGAGUCGGAGGUGAAAUCGUUGCGCGACACGCGUGAGCUCCUCGCCAAGGUUGGCUUCCAGGAGGCUGAGGAGUUUGUCAAAGACAACCCACAUCCGCGGCUGUGGCGGCUACUUGCCGACCACGCGCUCCGCCAGUUGGAUUUGGACAAGGCUGAGAUUGCCCUGGUGCAUUGCACCGACUACCUUGGCAUCCAGUUCGUGAAAAAGCUGCGCGGCAUUCACGACGCCGGUCUACGCCGGGCAGAAGUGCUGGCCUUCCUGGGCUCUUACGACGAGGCCGAGCAAGCCUACCUGGAGCUCGACCGUCGCGACCUCGCCGUCUCCCUGCGGCUCAAACUCGCCGACUACUCGAGGGCCAUCCAGCUGAUGCGGCUUGGAGCUUCUGGUGGCUCGGACGUCCAACUGGAGCAGGCGCACGCUCGCUGGGGUGAGCAGCUCGCCGCGAAGCAACAGUGGCGCGAGGCCCGGGAGCACCUAGAGAAGGGCCGGUCCAUUGAAAAACUCCUCGAGUGCCACUACAUGCUCGAGGAUUACGACCAGCUGGCAAACGCCGCGGCCCAGCUGCCUGACCAGGCACCCGAGCUCAAAAAGGCCGCUAGAUUGCUCGCGGCCGCGGGACUCGUACAACAGGCCGUCGCGAGCUACGUGCGCUGUGGGGACGCGCGACAGGCAGUUGAGAUCUGUGUGCGUUUGAAUCGCUGGGGCCAGGCGCUCGAGCUCGCACGUACCUGGAAGCUGCCGGGUAUCGGCGAGCUGCUCGGCAAGUACGCAAGGCACCUGCUCUCCAGCGGCAGGCGCUUACAAGCGGUCGAACUGUACCGCAAGGCCGACUGUCCCCUCGAAGCUGCCAAACUGAUGCUGGAGCUCGCGUCCGAGCAGGCCGGCCGCAAGGCACCACCCCUCAGACUUAAGAAGCUCUACGUGCUGGCAGCUCUUCUCGUUCAAGAGCACCUUGAGGCAUCCCAGCCCAAGACGAGUGUCCGCAGUGGCCUUCUACUAGGUCUGGCCGAAGCCACGGGUGAAGACGCCAGGAUCGUCCAGGAGGCCUGGCGCGGUGCCGAGGCUUACCAUUUUCUCCUCCUAGCGCACCGGCAGCUCUACAACGGUGAACCCGGAGCUGCCCUGCGCACGUCGCUGAGGCUCCGGGAGUACGAGGAUCUACUCGAGCCGGAGCCGAUCUACUCCCUCCUGGCUCUGGCCGCGCUGCGCACUGGCUCACUGGCCACUUGUUCGCGGGCAAUGGCCAAGCUCGAGGCCAUUGAUCCGCGCUACGAGGAGGUAUCGCUGGAGAUUUUUGGCAAACGGUCGCCGCGGGAUCUCAGGCCGCCUUCCAAGUCCGAGUGCCUCCACUGCGAGACCCUCAUCCCGGACUACUGCGUAGUCUGUCCGAAUUGCGACAGCUCCUUCCCCGCCUGCAUCGUCUCGGGAAGGCCGCUCAUGGACCAAGCUGCCGCGUGGCUCUGCGUCGUGUGCAAGCACAGGGCCACCAGCGAACGCGACGUCGUCAACAUCAACGGCUGCCCGCUCUGCCACAGUAUCAUCACUUACAUGUGAAGAGCUUUAUUAUCGACUAUACUUUACUCGUUCUCAGUUCCUUUUCUUUUUAUGCGCACGGUUUUAUUGUCCAGUCGACGUUUUCUUUUUUCACUCUCUGUUCUGCAGUUUAUUUGUCCUCGUUUCGAUGCACCGUUUUCGAUCUUUUUUUUUUUGUAUACUCUCUGUACACAUCACGUUGGUGAUGUUGACUGGUGGUGAUCUCAAUGUACACUUACGCACGUAGAUGUUAGAAUUUAUUGAAAUGAGGAGCCUUUCCGUGAUGGAAACAAAUGUAAUAUUCGAGGGAAAUAUGACUACACAGGCAACGAUUCCGUCCAAUUAAUGCCUCAGAUCUCACUCAAAGAAUUAUUUAUUUAUACAAACUAUUGAACAUAGUAUAUUUACACAUUGUUUGUAACUAUUAUUAAGG
Molecule: messenger RNA, 4164 nt
Organism: Copidosoma floridanum
Lineage: Eukaryota; Metazoa; Arthropoda; Insecta; Hymenoptera; Encyrtidae
Gene: Oseg4
Product: intraflagellar transport protein Oseg4
Biological process (GO): protein localization to cilium; non-motile cilium assembly; intraciliary retrograde transport
Cellular component (GO): intraciliary transport particle A; non-motile cilium
Molecular function (GO): protein binding
Source: RefSeq, a predicted model, not a curated record